AUGUCUGUCCGGGGAUACUUUGUCGCUUUCUACAAAUGCACAGUUCUUCUCUCUCUGAGGAUUUUGCUUCUUGUGCCUGCAGGGUUGCCAGUCCGCAGCCAAGGGGAUUCUCAAUCCGACAACAAAGUGAUGGACAAUAUCACCGUCCGACAAGGAGAGACGGUCUUUCUCAGGUGUGCACAGGGGGACAUUGUCACACACACAGCAUGGCUUAACCGGUCAAGUAUACUGUAUGCUGGAGAAGACAAAUGGUCGGUGGAUCCCAGGGUGAGUCUGGUGACCCUUAAUCAAGAGGAGUUUACCAUCAAGAUUGAAAACGUGGACAUGACAGAUGAGGGGCAGUAUGUGUGCGCGGUCCAGACGAGCAGUCGACCAAGAACCACUUCGGUGCACAUCCUCGUCCAAGUACCACCAAAAAUCAUCAACCUGUCAAGAGACAUUGUGGUAAACGAAGGCUCCAACGUCACCCUGAUGUGCCAAGCCAGCGGUAAACCAGAUCCUUCCAUCAGCUGGAAACUCAUCUCCUCUUCAGGGGACCUGGCAUCAGACGAUGAGUACCUGGAAAUCCCAUCUAUCUCCAGACAGAGAGCGGGGACAUAUGAAUGCACAGCUGUCAACGAUAUUGACACAGAUGUUCAGACUGUGGACAUCACCGUCAACUAUGCUCCAACUGUGUCAGAGGGCAGAGAUGUUGGAGUGACUCUGGGCCAAAGAGGAGUGCUGGAGUGUGAGGCUGAUGCGGUGCCUGAGGCAGAUUUUGAGUGGUAUAAAGAUGACAGAAGGAUCUUCAAUGGCUUUGACGGCAUGGAGAUUGUGAAUACUGGAUCACUGUCCAAGCUGACUUUUUUUAAUGUGUCCGACGGAGAUUACGGCAACUACACCUGUGUUGCCAUCAACAAACUCGGGAGCUCAAACACAAGCUUCCUUCUUUAUGUUCAGGAUGGUAGCGGCGGCGCAAUGGGAGUCCACUCACACACCUGUCUCCUCUUCAUAGUGCUUCUGCCGCUCCUGCUCAGAUUUUGAAGAGGAAUGGAUAUGAUCGUAAUUAUUUUGUGUAUGAGUGUGUGUAUGUGUGUGCGUGUGUGUGGGUGUGUGUGGGUGUGUGUUUUA
Molecule: messenger RNA, 1110 nt
Organism: Toxotes jaculatrix (banded archerfish)
Lineage: Eukaryota; Metazoa; Chordata; Actinopteri; Toxotidae
Gene: ntm
Product: neurotrimin
Exons: 7
Coding region: 1-1023 (340 amino acids)
Cellular component (GO): neuron projection
Source: RefSeq, a predicted model, not a curated record